AUGUACGCCGGUACCCCGUACUACAGAGAGGGCGACGGCCGCUACGUCGAUGCAUCCCCCGCCUCUUCGCUUCUUAGCACGAACCAAGUGGUGUUUUGCGUCAACCCGGUGCUGUUCAUGAACUGUGGGAUGCUGCUUGACGCCCCCAGCGGCCUCACCACAUCCGCCAUUAUGAAGAUACGGCAAGAGUCUCCAAACAGCACUGCCAUCUCGCUUGCGUUGUGGCGAGACAUUGCUGUUAAUGUUAUUGGUCUGCGAGAGUCCGUUGCGUACUCCAUCUUUGACGUGGUGUACGCGCUCACGGGUAGUUUUGUGCAGGCACCGUUGGCGGCGCAAGCGAACGGGAGUGCGGCGCACGCCAAGUCCGUAGCCGAGUACCGUCAGGAGGGCAAUCGGGCGCUUCUUAAAAAAAUGGGAGGAUCUGUGGAUGAGGUGCGUUGGCCCUCCGCCUCUGCCUCUCGACAGGUGAGUCUGCCUGCGCUCACCAUCUUCCUCUUCGCGCAGCUGCUGCUGGAGCACCCACCGCGAACAAUGCCUGGGGACAUUAGCCAAGAGCUCGUCAUGAGCAGCGUGCGACAGCACCUGCACGACUACAUCACGGCGGUGGCCGUGACGCGCCCCGGGCGUCUUACAGUAGCGGAUGCGCAAGAGUUAAAAAUUCUUCUGCGUGAGUUUGUCAAUGGAGUUGAGCAGCCGUUUGGGACGAGCAUCGGUUUUUUGUGGCCACGCUCUGAGAGGACAAUUGACGUCACAAUUUUGUCGCAGUUUAUACGUCCUAGAAUUACGCUUCCCAGCGAACUUACCACUACGACGACGGCUUCACCGUUUUGCAAUAACUUUUUUGUGCGGGGGCUGCGGGGCACCAUCUACAUCCCACCAUACCCAGUGAUGUCGACGAACGGCGCAAAGCUAAUGGUUUCCUCAACCUACACAAUACAAAAAUGUUUCCAAUCCAGCAUCUACAUUACGUCGGAUUUGCCACACACCCGUCUUUCACAGCUUGUUAACUGUACCGUCGCCAUUGGCCCAGUGGGUGGUAUACUUUGUAUAGAUCGCUGCGAGAACUGCAACAUAUCAGCCCUCUGCGCCGCCGUAGUGGUGAGUCAUUGCAGGAAUGUGACCAUUUUUGUUUGCACGAAUACCCCACCCGUUCUUUCUUUGUAUGACGGGGUGAGUACGCUAACGAAUGUUCGCUUUGCGCCAUACAACUCGCACUACUCCACAUUGGAGGAGCACCUAGCAAGCUCAGGCGUGAAUCCGAAGCUCAAUCUCUGGAAUGUUGGUCUUCCGACGCCACGGCAUAUGCUUCCUCCGGAUGAAUUCACGCCAAUAUGCUUCCCCGUUGCCCCCCACACAAGUGCCGUGAUCACCACCCGCACAAACCCCUGUCCGUUGCCUCGCCUCUACGCGGAGGCACUGGAACGACGAGUGCGUCGGUUUCAAGACACAUCGGCGCAGCUGCAGGAGGCGUACCAGCGACUGGAGGCGGAGGGGCGAAAGGACCUAGCAGAGAAGCUGCGCGGGAGAGUGCACACAAUGUUCAUGGAGUGGCUGCGGCGCGCGGGACAAGAGAAGGGGCUCAUCAGUCUCUUGCAUCAAGGCACAGAAAAUCCCCUCUAG
This is a messenger RNA of Trypanosoma conorhini, 1620 nucleotides long. Its product is annotated as putative tubulin binding cofactor c. Lineage: Eukaryota; Euglenozoa; Kinetoplastea; Trypanosomatida; Trypanosomatidae. The transcript has a single exon. The record is from RefSeq and is a predicted model, not a curated record. The coding region runs from base 1 to 1620 and encodes 539 amino acids.